Drosophila bipectinata is the source of this 4408-nucleotide messenger RNA. It is a transcript of the gene Nadsyn, whose product is annotated as NAD synthetase. The record is from RefSeq and is a predicted model, not a curated record. Gene Ontology annotation, biological process: NAD+ biosynthetic process. NCBI's taxonomy places the organism in Eukaryota, Metazoa, Arthropoda, Insecta, Diptera, Drosophilidae. Gene Ontology annotation, molecular function: ATP binding; NAD+ synthase (glutamine-hydrolyzing) activity; glutaminase activity. Gene Ontology annotation, cellular component: cytoplasm.
GCCAUCACUAGAGGUCACAAUUGGGCAACACUUUUUGUUUACUUUCGCCAAAGUUUAAACUUUUCGGUGAUUUCUGAGCGGUGAAGUGAAUGUUCAGCUGCGGCGUGACUUGUGCAAGGAUCGGGAAAGGAUAUUGGAACUGGAUAGUUCGCAGAACUUUUCAAGAGGGUGUGUAUGUAUGUGUGUGAGGGUGUAUGUAUAUGUGAGCAAGGAUUGCCCGGAGCCUUACAACAAAAAUCAACAAAAAAUACAAGAAAAUCAACAAAAAGUUGAAGGUGAAAAAUCCAAAACGGGAUUUAAAUACUAAAAGCAAUGAGGUGAGCUGAGGAAGGAGCAAGGAUACUCUUUGGCAACGAUUCGAAUUCACAACGAUUCCUGAUACUGAUACUGAUACUAUGUAGUACAGUGGAACCCUAUUUAUCUAUCAUCAACGAACAACAACAACAACACCGAGGUGCCCUUAGACAAUCUGUAUAUCUACCACAGGAUUCUACAAACUAAUUAAACGAAAUUGAUAACUGCCGAUUUUUGAACUGACAAUAAAAACAAAAAAAUAAAAGAAACGCAACAACAAGGAUAACAAAUAAAACCAAGGAACCAACUAAAAAAAAAAAAACAGUGAAAUUUAAUUAAAUUAUUUGUAAAAAAAACAAUAAAAAAAAACUCGAUAUGGGACGCAAAGUUACGGUGGCUGUGUCCACAUUGAAUCAAUGGGCCCUGGAUUUUGAGGGCAACAUGGCCAGGAUACUGCAGUCCAUACUGGAGGCCAAGGAUAUGGGGGCCAGCUAUAGGACAGGACCCGAGUUGGAGGUUUGUGGCUAUAGCUGCGAGGAUCAUUUCCGAGAGCCGGACACAUUCCUGCACUCCUGGGAAGUGCUCCUGGAGGUCAUGAUGUCGCCCAUUUGUGAGAACAUGCUGGUGGACGUGGGAAUGCCGGUGAUGCAUCGCAAUGUGGCCUACAACUGUCGGGUGGCGUUCUUUAAUCGCCAGCUGCUCCUCAUCCGGCCCAAGAUGGCCAUGUGCGAUGAUGGCAAUUAUCGGGAGUCACGCUGGUUCACCGCCUGGACAAAGGCAUUGCAAACGGAGGAGUUUGUCUUGCCGCGAAUGAUUGCCCAGCACACAGGGCAGCAGACGGUGCCGUUCGGGGAUGCGGUGAUCGCCACCAGGGACACAUGCCUGGGCUACGAGAUCUGCGAGGAGCUGUGGAAUGUGCGAAGCAAGCACAUCGAGAUGUCGCUGGCAGGAGUGGAGCUGAUAGUGAACAGCUCGGGUAGUUAUAUGGAGCUGAGGAAGGCCCACAUCACCACCGAUCUCAUCCGAAACGCCAGCUUCAAGGCGGGAGGAGCCUACCUCUUCAGCAAUCUGCGCGGAUGCGACGGCCAGCGGGUCUACUUUAACGGCUGUUCGGCCAUCGCCCUCAACGGAGAGCUCCUGGCAAGGGGCCAGCAGUUCGCGCUGCAGGAUGUGGAGGUCACCCUGGCCACAAUUGAUCUGGAGGAGAUCAGAGCCUAUAGGGUUAGCCUGCGAUCGAGAUGCUCGGCCGCCGCCGGGGCAGCAAAUUAUCCCAGGAUUCAUUGCGACUUCGAGAUGUCAACCCACAGUGAUAUAUUCAAGACCUCGACUCCGCCCCUCAACUGGCCCAACCACACGCCGGAGGAGGAGAUAGCCUUGGGCCCCGCCUGCUGGCUGUGGGAUUACCUUCGGCGUUCGGGACAAGGUGGCUUCUUCUUGCCUUUGAGUGGCGGUGUGGACUCCAGCAGCUCCGCCACCAUAGUUCACUCCAUGUGCCGGCUGAUCGUCCAGGCUGUUCAGCUGGGCGACGCUCAGGUGCUGCACGACAUCCGCAAGAUCCUGGCCGACACGGACUACACGCCGGACAACGCUGCCGGGCUGUGCAACCGAUUGCUCGUCACCUGCUUCAUGGGCAGCGUCAACAGUAGCAAGGAGACUCGCCGACGAGCCGCCCAACUGGCCAACCAACUGGGCAGCUACCACAUCGAGAUCAGCAUCGACCUCGCCGUCAAUGCCUUGCUGGGCAUCUUUAAUGCCGUCACUGGCCUGACACCACGUUUCCGCACCCAGGGUGGCUGUGCCCGCCAGAAUCUGGCUCUCCAGAACAUCCAAUCCCGCAUCCGCAUGGUCCUGGCCUACAUCUUCGCCCAGCUGAUGUUGUGGGUCAGAAAUCGACCGGGUGGACUUCUCGUCCUAGGCUCUGCUAACGUGGACGAGUCCCUGCGGGGAUACCUCACCAAGUACGACUGCUCCUCGGCGGACAUUAAUCCUAUUGGCGGCAUCUCCAAGACGGACCUGCGAAGAUUUCUGGCCUACGCCAAAGAAAAGUUCAAUCUACCCGUUCUGGAACAGAUCAUCGAGGCCCCGCCCACCGCGGAGCUGGAACCGCUCCAGGAGAACGGAGAACUCCAGCAGACGGAUGAGCAGGACAUGGGAAUGACGUAUGCGGAGCUAUCGGAGUACGGAAGAUUGAGGAAACAAUCCUUCUGCGGGCCGUAUAGUAUGUUCUGCCGGCUGGUGGCCACCUGGAAGGGCGACCUUAGUCCCAAGGAGGUGGCCGAUAAGGUGAAGCACUUCUUUAGGUGCUACGCCAUCAAUAGGCACAAGAUGACCGUGCUGACGCCGUCGGUGCACGCCGAGGGAUACAGUCCGGACGACAAUCGGUUCGAUCACCGGCCCUUCCUCUACAGACCCAACUGGAGCUGGCAGUUCAAGGCUAUCGACGACGAGGUGGACAAACUGCAACCGAUCUACACACCUUCCUCGGCGCAGAUGCGGCCCAGCAGCGAGGAUCUCCUCAUCUCCACCCAAAGAUCCUCCCACCUGGACGACUCCAAGCACUCAUCGCCACUGUCCUCGGCCUCGGCAUCGGCCUCGAUAGACGUAGGCAUUUCAACGGCAGCGGUUCCGCUGCCUGGUGCUGCUGCUCCCGGAGGAUUGUCCAAGAAACCAAGUGGCUACUCGAAAGUUCAUGUGAAUGUCCUCGGAAAGAUCAAGGAUCGCACGGGAAUUCCCGUCUAGGAACAAUAUAUACUCGCAAAAGUUUAUACAAAAACGCACUGUUGGAAUUAUACAAGACACAUAUAUCAUAAUUAAUUUUUUUUUUUAGAUCUGCAGUUCAAUGCCUUUUGCUGCAAUGAUAGCACAAACAAAUUAUUGUAGCUUUUAGGAUAUAUAUAUCUUAAUGUAUAAAUUCUUCUAUCCACUGUUAUCUACUAUGUGCCUUCUAUUGCUCGUAACUUAAAUUAAUUUUGAAUGUUUUGUGGCCAUUUUAAAAUAUGUCAAAUCCAAAGAAACUGCUUAGUUUAUAGUCCUAGUAUUCGUAUUUGUUCCUCACUCUACAACUUUAUGAAACCUAAACGGAAUUGAUAAUUAACUUUGACUUGAACAUUUUUUUAAAAUGUACUCUUUUAAUGUUAGCCUAUGCCAAUCACUAAUAUGUAGCUUUAAAUAAUCGGGCACAUCAGCAAAAGGCAUUAUCCUGUACAUAUAUAUUCAAAUGAAAAGGAAGUGUAGGCCUAGAUGUAGCUCCUUCUCUAAAUCUAGAUUCUAGAUCCAUUUAAUAUGCAGUUACAGUCUUUUUCCAUUCGGCCUUAUCUUAAAAAAAAACACAAAAUUCUUUCCGUAAUUUUAGUAAAAUAAGUCGCACACCUUUUAAGGCUUGAUUUGGCCAAUAUUUUCCUUUAAAAAACAUACGAUUGUUGGUUGUAAAUAUUUAAUUUUGCUGGUUGUGUACAGUGAGUUGUCAAAUCUAUGAAAAACUACAAAAAAUUGUUAUCCUAUUGAAAUUUGUUUUCUAAUUCUUAACAAACAUUAUAUUUUAGGUCUUAUUUUUGUAAUGCAAUCGUUUUUUGUAAACUAUCUAGAUGUUUAAUUUAAACUAUCAGCAACUAUCUAAAUAGUAUGUUUUAAAAAAAACUUAAACUCAGAAACACCAUUUUUUUUAUCAGAAACAUAUAUAUAUGCUAUGUAGUAUUUUCACAUUCAGGAUGCAUGUCAAUUAGCAUUGGAAGAUAAAAUUUUUAAUAAUAUAUUUUCUACUAAAAAUUAAACAAAAAUUAUACAAAUUGUAAUAUCCUAUACCAAGAUAUAGUAUCUAGCUGUCAUGUAUCGUAACUACCAAAGUUGGCAUAAGUUUAGUUAGUUUUGAACUUAAAAACUAAGAUCAGUCGAUUCUUUCAUAUAGCUACUACUAUUUAACAUAAAAAUUAUAUAAAAGUUAUUGCUUUGGCUUUUACCAAAGCUACCUCUAUUUUUUUUCUAUAAGAUUGAAGUAGACUAAAGCACUCUGUGAAUUUUAUCACUUGGCAUUGCAUCGAUUUAUUGAAACACUGAUUGUACACCACUGUAGUCCUGAAAAAAUAUAUACAUCCGAAUUUUUUGUAGUUUCAAUAAA